UGUGUGUUGAUGCUUCAGUUGAAUUUGUGUUCGUGUUUGUCGGCACCCAAAAUAUUCGUGCAUGCAAAUGAGAAACAUGGGAAAUUUUUAGGAUCAUAGAGAUUCGUACAUAAUUGAUCAUAAGCUUUUUUUUUUUCUAUUGGUAAAAUUAUCUUUUAAUUUUCGUUGCACUUCUUGGUAUCAAAGACUGUCACUUAGCUAUUUUUUAUCUGAAUUCCUAUCUAUGAUCUGUGUGUUCCUCCCACGAGAUGCAUAGACUUGUCGUACUACGAUGAUAUAGGGUUCGUGCAAGUACAAAUUUCAUGCCAAUAUGUCUCACUGCUUGCUAACUUCUGAAGAGUACUGGAUUUGGUUUCUGGUUAAAGAUGAAUACCCUUCAAUAUAAUUUCUCUGCUAAUAGAGUGGUCUCUCUGAUUGGACCCACUGCAAGAAAUGUCAGAACCUCUUCUUUCAGUACUGCAAGGAAGAUGAAAGCUACAUGUUUACAUGUUUCUCCACCAUUUGGUCUCCGGCAAGACAAGCUGUACCCAAGAUUUGUUUAUGAUGCCCUGAAGAAUGAAGCUUCAGUGCAUGCAUUUGGCAAAAAUGGGGACUCUAAGAGUGAAAAUGAGCCUUUUUCAUUGGAAUCACCAAAGAAAGCUACAGGCAAUUUUAGAAGAGAGCUAACUGUGCAGGACUUGUUGAGGGAGUGGAUGAAGGGAAGACAAUUUGGUGGAAACGGAGGUUAUGGGAAUUCGUAUGGGGGUGAUGGUGAUCCUUCGGGUGGUCCAGAGACCGAAGGGUCUGCAGGACAAUUUGAUGAACUCUUUCAAGUGAUCAUGGCAACUAUUGGUGUAAUAUUUCUGUAUACCCUUAUAACCCGUGGCGAGGAACUGAUCCGUCUUGCUAGAGACUGCAUCAAAUAUCUUUUAGGUGCUAAAGCCAGCACCAGGUUGAUCCAUUCAAUGGAGAAAUGGCGUAGGUUUUUUGAGAUUGUCACCUGCAAGGGGGUGUUGUGAGAGAAAGAUCAUAUACUUGGCUCAUGUCAAAGAUCAUUCCCAUGCUAAGGUGGUAGCAUAAGCCUGGGUAAUUGGCUCACGUAAAACAAGAUCAUGGACUUUCUCUUCUAUUUUUUUGCGAGUCUAAUGAGUUUUUCUUUUUCUUUUUUUUGUGCAUGUAACAGAAUAAAAGCCCCUGCAUAGUUUCUCCAAUAGCUUGUAUUUGUUCCAGAUGAUUGGAGAAGAUCACCUUUGUUGUGGGGAUUAGUCAUCUGACCUACAAGAGUCGGCUUUUUUAGUGUAAUGAGUUCCAUUGUUCUCCUUGCACUUGUUUCUCCAAUACCAUGUAUUUGUUCGAAAUGUUAAAAGCUCAUCUUUAUGUUGUUGUUCGCAUUA
Molecule: messenger RNA, 1373 nt
Organism: Musa acuminata subsp. malaccensis (wild Malaysian banana)
Lineage: Eukaryota; Viridiplantae; Streptophyta; Magnoliopsida; Zingiberales; Musaceae
Source: RefSeq, a predicted model, not a curated record